AUGAUUCUUAAGUCUUUCUGUUCAGAAGCCCUUCUGACACGAAAGGGUCCCCUCCCUCGCACCUCGGCGUGUCUCAGCUCCACUCCCUUUGUCCCCGGCUCCGAGAAGCCUGAGGUGUCCCCGAAAGGAAGGAAGCCCGAGCCUGAGGGCGGGCAGGGAAGCCGGGAGCACACUCGAACAACAAACACCACUUUUAUCUUCCUGCCACCUCACCGCACCUCUCCUGGCCUUACCCAACCCAGCGAGCAACAGCUUCAGCCAAGCCGGGCUUCGGGCGGCAUUGCCUCCCCCCAGGACCCCCCGUGCGGGGGCCAAGUAGCGCGUGCCCAGGUCAGUGCAGGUGCGGCCGAGAGCCAGGCAAGGGCGGACAUUGAAGGCCUCAGCACACCCUUCUCCCUCUCCGCGAGGGUGGAUGCUCUGAAUCAGCAGUGCCUAGAGACAAUCGCAAUGCUUGACAUACAACAGCAGAAGCUGAUUCAGGAAAGCAUGUGUCUUAAAAGUGGCUCCACCGAGGUUACAGGUCUUGAACUGGCAGUACUUGGGGCUUGUGUGUGUAACCAUCCUGGGGGACAACCUUGUUCCUGUUCAAAAACAGCUGCAACUGCUAGAAAGCAGCUUCUUCAGCUGAAGCAAGAGUUAGAUCUGUUAAAGAAAAGUAAAGAAGAAGCUUAUAUAAUGGCAGAUGCAUUCAGGAUUGCCUUUGAGCAACAACUGAUGAGAAGAAAUGAGGAGACCCUCAAACUGAUGCAAGUGAAUAAAAUUUGUAAAAAAUCAACCAAAUGGCUAAACUGGAAACACCCUAAGGAUGAUGGAUUCGUGUCACAAAAGAAGAACUUUGGUCAGAAGCUAAUGGAUAUACUUACUUCUGAAGCCAAUUCUAAGAAAAAAGAAGAGCUAGACAAUCAUCAGGAAAUCUUUAGGAUCCUAAUAGAUUUGUUGAAUGAUAAAGAAGAAGCUUUAGCUCAUCAGAGAAAAGUUAGUUACAUGCUUGCUCGGGAACUGGAAGAAAAAGAUGCCAUGAAGAAUAAAGACCAGGAACCUGUGAAAGAGGAUUCUCCAUGUGAAAACCACUCAUCUCAAACUUCAGAAUCCCCUAGUUUAUUUGAUCCUAUAUGUUCAAAUUUCCACAUUUUUAAUUCUAGGAACUGUAUUUGUUCAGUCCUUAACCACAAUAUAGAUGCAUCUUCUUUAGGAACACUAAAAAAAUCACAUUCCUUGCCAUCAAGGGUCAGAUUUUUUGAAGAGAUUCAAGUUGAAGAAACAUAUGAAAUUACAACUGGAAGUAGUUUGUAACACCAUUUUUUAAAAAAUUAAGAUUUUGUACAUCUUACUGUGUCAUAAGAAGUUUUGCGCCCAUGUGCACUUUCUGAGCCUUUCUAAUUUUAAAACAAUAAUUUGACCAAACUAAUGGGCAAAAUGCAUUUUUUAUAA
Messenger RNA from Gracilinanus agilis (Agile Gracile Mouse Opossum), 1431 nucleotides. It is a transcript of the gene CCDC125, whose product is annotated as coiled-coil domain containing 125. The transcript is spliced from 7 exons. Lineage: Eukaryota; Metazoa; Chordata; Mammalia; Didelphimorphia; Didelphidae. The record is from RefSeq and is a predicted model, not a curated record. Bases 1 to 1293 code for a protein of 430 amino acids. Gene Ontology annotation, biological process: negative regulation of cell motility; negative regulation of Rho protein signal transduction. Gene Ontology annotation, cellular component: cytoplasm.